UAAGUCCUUGUUUUUGUUGUUACUAUGUGUUGUCACAAUGUCCAUAUUUUUUCAGCCUAAGAUCGCCCGAGACAGAAAAUGACAAGUGCCUGGUUGGUAUUGCGAGAUAUUUGGAAAGACUUCAUAAUAUGCGAUGGAAAGAAAGUUGAGAUAGUAGGAGGAUUUCGGGGGUUUAGAAAUAUCCCUCCUGGGAAUCACACGAUAGAGAACUAUGGAGCAAAGCUUGAGGUAGAUUUGAAGCCGGGGGAGGUGAAAGUGUUUGUUUUAGAUAGUCACAAUAAGGUAUUCAAAAGAUUCUCGGAAGAAGAAGAUGAUUUUGGAUUCCACCAUUUAGCAAAGAGCGGUGCGAUGGGCAAAGCGUUAUAUGAGUGGCCGACUUGACGCACAAACUGAACCAACGGUGACCAUUCUUAGAUAGAUU
Messenger RNA from Saccostrea echinata, 421 nucleotides. RefSeq lists its product as uncharacterized. The transcript is spliced from 3 exons. NCBI's taxonomy places the organism in Eukaryota, Metazoa, Mollusca, Bivalvia, Ostreida, Ostreidae. The record is from RefSeq and is a predicted model, not a curated record. The coding region runs from base 79 to 381 and encodes 100 amino acids.